AUGCGUUUUCUCGCCCAAAUUGGUGUUACAGCCUUGCUGUCAACUUAUGUCCUAGGUCACCCAAAAUCGACCUCUACGUCCCGUCGGGCUCUUCACCGCCGAGUCAUUGAUCUCGGAGCAUUCCGAUUAAACACCAUCCCUUCAUAUAGUAAUGCAUCAAUCACGGACGCCUCCGGCCUAACAUCUCUCGCGAAAAGAGAUGGCUAUAUUGGUACCGCUACGGCACUUGUUCAAAAAGUCAUCCCUGGGGCAGAAUUCCGCUUGGUUGAUGACCAUUACGUUGGCGUGAAUCGCAUUGCUCAUGCUAAUUUCAAGCAGACAGUUCAUGGUCUAGAUAUUGACAAUGCCGACUUUAAUGUCAAUAUCGCUGCAGAUGGAUCGGUUUUCUCGUACGGGAACUCCUUCUUUACAGGAGUUAUUCCCACCGAGAACCCUUUGAUGAAGGCCGUUCAUAUUGAUGCUGUCACUGCACUCAAGAAGGUGUCGAGCACUCUUGUCUUGCCAAUCUCCGCCGAUGCUGCAACUGCGGUUCCAGCAUCAGAUAUUGAACACUAUGUGCUGAAAGGCUCUUCGGGCGCACAUUCAGACCCAAAAGCACAUCUGCACUCCAGCCCCUGGGAAGUAAACGACCCCAGCAAAGGCUCCCGCUCAAUCGAAACAAAUCCCCAAGAAAGCGGACCGUCUCCCUUCACCUGGGAAAGCGAUGGGACGACCAGUUACACUGCCACUGAAGGAAACAACGGGUUCGCCCAAGCAAACUGGGAAGGAGACUCCUCCUAUCUGAGCGACUACCGUCCCAGCUCCACAGGAGGCAACUUCGCCUUCGGCCUGGAUCUCACCAACCCUAACCCCAAGACCUACGCCAACGCUUCAGUAACACAACUCUGGUACACGGCAAACCUAUACCAUGACCUCCUCUACAACCUCGGCUUCACCGAAGCUGCAGGAAAUUUCGAAACAAAUAACAACGGUAAAGGCGGAAAGGGCAACGACGCUGUGAUCCUGAACUCUCAAGAUGCUGCUGGAACCGACAACGCAGAUUUUGCAAUCCCAGCAGACGGAUCCCAACCCAGAAUGCGGAUGUUCAUCUGGGACUACUCUACCCCGCACCGCGACUGCGCCUUCGACGCCGGUGUCAUAAUCCACGAAUAUACCCACGGUCUCUCCAACCGCCUCACCGGCGGCCCUGCUAACGUCGCGUGCCUCAAUGUCCUCGAAGCAGGAGGAAUGGGCGAAGGCUGGGGAGACUUCGUGGCUAUCGCUAUCCACGUCAAAACUUCUGACACGCGAAACAGGGCCUAUCCGCUGGGCGAUUGGAUCUAUAACAAUGCAGCGGGGAUUCGAAAUUAUUUGUACAGCACGAGCUUGAGUACGAAUCCAUUGACGUAUGCGGGCACCAAUAGUUUGAAUGAAGUGUAUGCUAUUGACACGCUCUGGGCGACGAUACUAUAUGAGGUGCUUUGGAAUUUGGUAGAUAUCCAUGGAAUUACAGCAACGCGCAAACCUGUCUUUAGUGGCAAGAUCCCCACCGACGGAAGAUUCUUGGCGAUGAAGUUGGUGGUUGAUGGGAUGGCUUUACAACCAUGCAACCCAACGACGCCGCAAGCUACAGAUGCAAUUAUCGAUGCUGAUACGGCGCUCACUGGAGGUGUCAAUAAGUGUGCGCUGUGGACGGCGUUUGCGAAGAGAGGGUCGGGGGCUAAUGCUAAGAGGAACUCGGGGACGAACCGAAAGGAGGGUUAUACCAUUCCGGCGGGGGUGUGCUAGAUUGCACUUCGCGAUACCGGGAGUAUGGGGAAGGUAGACGGGCGAGAAAGAGAGGGAGGGAGAGGCCCGAGGGGAUUUUGAUAUUCAUUACAUUUCCUAUGAUUUCAUUCGAUGUUAUUUCCUUCCUGUGUUCCGUAUUCCAUUUUACACAACCUUUUUAUUUGGGCCUUGAUUGGUUGAAGGGUUGAGGGCGUGUGCAUGUGCUUGUGCAUAUGCCACCCGCAAGACAACAUGAUUCCACUUCAGCUGAUGACACACAGCAUUCUUGCGAUUUCUUGCAAAGUUCGUGCUUUCCCAGAUUCUUCUGAAUAUAAAGAUCGUAAAU
Hyaloscypha bicolor E is the source of this 2092-nucleotide messenger RNA. RefSeq lists its product as uncharacterized. Lineage: Eukaryota; Fungi; Ascomycota; Leotiomycetes; Helotiales; Hyaloscyphaceae. The transcript is spliced from 4 exons. Gene Ontology annotation, molecular function: zinc ion binding; metalloendopeptidase activity. The record is from RefSeq and is a predicted model, not a curated record. The coding region runs from base 1 to 1767 and encodes 588 amino acids.